AUGUCGCUGGCCGGAGGCAUGUGCAUCUCCGGCACUGGACUCCAGCCCCCUACUCCUCCGCGGGCCGGGGCAUCAAGACUCACGGUAUCCGCGGGCUUUCGGGGGUCCCUGGCCUCCGACAUCCAGGGUACCGCAACGGGUGGCGCCACCCGGGGGGUCCCGCGGACAGAUGGGGCAAAGGAGGCUGCGACCCCUCCAUCGCCUUACCCGCCGCGGCGACCAGCCGCUCGCUCCCGGUUAGUAGACAACGACGAGAUGCGUCAACGCGUACCUACUCCCUCGAGCGAGGAUCUCCCGUCGACAUUGUCGAUGGACGACGAGGUUGCCGAGUUGAUGGCGGAACUCGACGAGGAGAGAGGGGAGGAGGAAGAGCAGCAGCAGCCGAUAAGCGGCGACGAUAGCGGCGGCGGUGGCGACAAUGACGACGAUAACACCUCGUCGUUAUCGGAAUACAACGUCGCCGACGACGAUACCGAGGAGGAGAAGGAGGAGGAGGAGGAGGAAGAGCCUCCGCUCAAGAAACAGCGCAACAGCGGCAGCAGCGUUAAUAACAGCAACAGCAAUAGCGACAACAGCGCAGCAGCAACAAAACCAAUUAUGACAAUUCAUCCCUCAGGUCGGCCGGCCAAGAAAAUUUUGGCCUACUGGAUGCUCGACGAAGACGAGCAUCCAGACGCUGACAUAGAUGAUAAUGAUCCAGACGUGGAAGAGAAAAGCUAA
Molecule: messenger RNA, 720 nt
Organism: Monomorium pharaonis (pharaoh ant)
Lineage: Eukaryota; Metazoa; Arthropoda; Insecta; Hymenoptera; Formicidae
Product: nucleoplasmin-like protein ANO39
Exons: 4
Coding region: 1-720 (239 amino acids)
Source: RefSeq, a predicted model, not a curated record